GAGAAACAAAUUUCACAUCACUGUGGAACAUUACUAUGGAAGAAAGAAAGCAGAAAAAAAGCGAAUUCAGGCAGGCAUGGGACGCAUGCAGAGAAGUUCCAGUUAUUCAAGAUGAACAAAAAAUCCGAAAACGCCUGAGUUUUAUGAAAUGGUUCUGUUGUAGCAUGGUUGGUACACUGGUCUUUGUUCUUACAGUACUGAGUAAGACAUCCUUUCUGAUUUUGGUAACACUUGCAAGCAACGUGACUAUGAGUGCUCCUAUAGGACAAAAAUCGAGCGCUAUGCUGAGUAUCGGCUGUGUGUUGGUUGGACCAAAUAUUCUGCUUCUGCUCAAGAGUCUAUGGAAGUUCAUUUUCAAAAGUGCAAUAAGACCAUCAAUUAAAACAAUCAUUUGGGUGUUGUUUGUUGAGUUUUUGGUGUCACUUGGAGAAGCGGUACUUACAGUGGUGGCCAUGCCACAUUUUGACAUUGUCACCAAUGUGAUGAUCUUGAACAGCGUAAGCAUCCUGUCAGCAGUAUUCCAGGUAGUCGAUCAGUGUCGUGCAAGAUGUAAACGGGAAGAUGUUCCACACAAACCCAAGUCCUGCAAAGUGGAAUGUGGAAAGUGGUUCAGACCAAUUACUGCAAUCAUCUUCAUUAUUCUGGGCUAUAGCCUCUUCAUAAUAAGCUACUUAGUAACAGAAGAAAGCCCCUUGCAAGUAAAAAGAUCUGUGUAUCUGGCCAUUGUAGGAACCAUUUUUGUUUCAUUUAACUGGUGGGAGAAUUACAGCAGUAUGUUUCCAUUUUUGAAAGACAUCUCCAAGGACAUAGCCAAUUCCCAGAAUGUGGUUUGCAUUCUGUCCAGUGUGAUGAAAAUACUGGUCACUGCAGCUGUGCUUGGAGCUAUUGGAAUUGGAGAUCCUUUAGACUGGACUUCCCUACGCUUGACCCCCACAUGUGUGAGCAAUACCAUCUUUGGUUUGAUGGGAAUCCAGAUUGUUUCUUCUGCAAUGUGCCGUUGGUUUGUUGUGGUGGCUUGCAAGAUGCAUGCCCUGCGUCGCUGUUUUGUCGUGCCCAUGUACUUGUCCUCUGUGGUUGUUCUGCUUCUGUGCCUGAGUCCACUUGCCAUUUUCAAACAGAAGUCUAAAUCAAACAUGAGUUUUUGUAUGAACCAGACCAUUAACACUAUUUCACUUAAUUCACUGAUGUAUGACAUCACAUAUACACUUUCCUCACGGCGUAUUGUGUCAGAAAUGAAUGUUGUAGGAUUGGUGGUUCUUGGCAUGUGUGCCCUUAGCUGGUGGCUGGGACUCAUACUAAGCACUGGUUACAUCUGGUUUCUGAAGAUCCAGCGCAUCGAGAGAACUCACGACCUAUUUGUAAAGCGGAUGUAUGAGGGAGCAUUUCUGGAACAGUCCAUGUUGCUCAACACACGUUUUGUGGCCAGGGAGAAAAAGAAUGAUGAAGGAUCAAAAGGCCCUGUGACAGUCUAUUUAUGUGCAACAAUGUGGCAUGAGACAUAUGAUGAAAUGAUGAAAAUAAUCAUCUCAAUGUUCAGGCUCGACAAAUUUCGUCCAAAAACGAACAACCACAAUGAUGCUUCCUUCGAGUUCCAUAUUUAUUUUGACGAUGCUUUUAAGGAUGUGCAGAAUGGCACUAUGCGACAUGUAAACGAAUAUGCUGAGAUCCUAGUGGACGUAAUCAAAGAAGUAUACACAAUUUUUAGUGACGACGACCUGUGUAUAUUCAAGAAGAAGCCCCGUCUCCCUCAGCAGAAGAUCAUUAGCACACCGUAUGGAGGUCGUCUGGAGUACACACUUCCUAAAGGCAACAUAAUGAUGGUUCACCUCAAGGACAAACAGCUGAUACGACACAAAAAGAGAUGGUCCCAGAUCAUGUAUUUAUACUACAUUCUUGGCUGGAGACUCAACAGCAAGUACUUGAAGAUGUUUGAGAUGUUUGGACAUGUGGAUAAACUGAGGAACAACCUAAAGAAAGAGAAAGAAAACACAUACAUCUUGGCCCUGGAUGGAGACACAGAUUUCCAGCCCUCUGCUGUGAUGUUACUGAUUGACAGACUUAAACUUUACCCGGAGGUGGGAGCUGCCUGCGGCCGGAUUCACCCCACUGGCACUGGGCCCAUGGUGUGGUAUCAGAAAUUUGAGUAUGCAGUGGGCCACUGGCUGCAGAAGACGGCAGAGCAUGUGUUUGGCUGUGUGCUCUGUAGCCCAGGUUGCUUUAGUCUCUUCAGAGGUGCUGCCCUCAUGGACGAUAAUGUCAUGAAGAGAUACACCACCAAACCAACAGAAGCCAGUCACCAUAUACAGUACGACCAAGGAGAGGACCGCUGGCUCUGCACUCUCUUACUGCAGCAGGGCUGGAGGGUGGAGUAUAAUGCUGCAUCAGACGCCUACACCAACGCACCACAGGACUUCAAAGAGUUCUACAACCAGCGGCGGCGCUGGGGACCCUCCACCAUGGCCAACACCAUUGACCUGCUCGGCUCUGGGGGCCUGACCACUCAGCAGAACAGCUCCAUCUCUAAACCUUACAUCAUUUACCAGGUCAUCAGCAUGGGUGCCUCCAUUUUGGGCCCUGCCACCAUCUGCCUGAUGAUAGCAGGAAGCUUCACUUUCAUAAUGAAUAUGGAACAAAAUGCUGCUCUCAUUGCAGCCACAGUGCCUCCAACGAUCUACGUGGCACUGUGCUUCAAGGUGAAAGCUGAAAUACAGAUCCAGAUAGCAGCAGUCAUGAGUGUUCUGUAUGCGUUCCUCAUGACUGGAACGAUUCUCUCCAUCAUAGGUGACAUAGUAAAAAAUCAGACAUUUAUGACCCCCAGUGGCCUGUUUCUGAUUAGCAUGACUCUACUGUACUUCAUCACAGCAGCUCUUCACCCUCAGGAGUUUUCCCUGGUCAUCUAUGGGGUAUUGUAUUUCCUCUGUAUACCCAGUGGCUAUCUCCUGCUUUCUAUUUACUCCAUUGUGAAUAUGAACAAUGUCUCAUGGGGGACACGAGAGACUGGUGGUAAAGUGGAAACUGUAGCGGUGAGUGCCAUCAAGAGGCAGGUCAUACAGGCUGCAUGCUGUAAAUGCCCCUGCUGGAAUAACAGUGACACUACAAGUGUAAAUGAACCACCAACGAAAUCCACAGUAUCUGAGGAGGGAGAUCUUAAGGUCCACAUGGAUUCUGAAGAAACUGAGAGGUCAAAUGAAUGCAUCACACCACAAACUCAGCGAAGCUGGAUCGAAGAUCUGCAAGUAAAAUCUCAUGAUUUUCCACUUCACCAGGACACACUCUCAGAGGAUGAAACUGAGUUUUGGAAAGAACUGCAGAAACGGUAUUUAGAACCUCUUAAAGAGAACAAAGAGCAACAGGAAAAAGUAGCAGAAGAGCUCAAAGGCCUUAGAAACAAGGUGGCAUUUGUAUUCUUUAUCUGCAAUGCUCUUUGGUUGAUGGCUACCUUCUUCCUCCAAACCAUUGGCAAGCCUGUCACCCUGAGUAUUCCAAAAAUGUAUCCAAAUGGGAUUGUGGCAAAAGACGAAACAUUUUCUGUUGAUCCAAUAUCACUGAUGUUUCUUCUGAGCUUUACAUUGCUACUAUUUAUGCAAUUUUUCGCCAUGCUUUAUCACAGGUAACUAAACCUACUUUAACUAACAUUAUUAUACUGCAUAUGAAUUAAACAUACAAUGUAUGGGUAACACUCCCAUAAUUAAUUAAAGUAUGCACAGUAUUAAUGUGUAAUUUUAUUAUUGACCUUUUAUGGGGGGGGUUUUAUGCUAGAUUUAAUGCUAGAAUUUUCAGGUGGUCCAUGUCAUUCUGAAUGAUAUUUUUCUAUCUGUAAAUACAACUGAGAAGUAGUAGUGAAAUGACAGUAUUUAUGUAGCAUUGCAAAAUCUAUUGAUAAUGCAUGGAAUGCAAUGGCCCAAUCGUUUAAAUUUAGUCUUGUGUGAGUACAAUACAUUAUUUAACUGAAUUUUUUCAAAAGUGAAAAUUUAUUGGCAUGUAGCUUAUAAAAGAAAAGAAAAGUAAGCUAAAUACUUUCCACAAUAGUCUAGCAGUACAAUAGCAGUUGACUGUGUGUGUUUAUGUAAAAUUUAUCAAUAGAUAUAUAAUAGAAUGUUACACAUGUGUAGUACUGCCAGGACAGGUUCGUUCAAAACUCAUAGAGCAUUGACCUUUGCUGGUUUCCUUGCCUGGUACAAUGUAGCACAUGGGUAGCCUAUAAAAGGUUCCACAAGGUUGUGCUCAUCAUCUUGCUUUUCUCAUCAGCCUAAGUGAGCCAGGUAGGCUCUCUCAGUUGUAGAAACACAGUUACAUAUGAAAACUUCCAUUAUACUUCUUUAUGGUCUGGACUUCCAGGGCUAUUUCCUUCUGAAGUAGAAUAUGCCUGCAUUAUCACUUCAUUUACUCAGUUGGCCAACUAAUCUUUAGAGAGUAAAGCACCGUUAUGAUGCUCCCUAAAACAACCAAACUGAAGAUAGCUGGCAACCACUUCCACUGUAAACAGUGGUACAUUCUGCAUGUCCUCUGGGCAUUAUCUCCAAAUGUGCCACCAGAUUAGAAAUACAAUUUACACUUUACAAAUUAGCAUACAUUUCCCAAACCAGUGUGUCAGUUUGUAUAUAUUUGGGUUGCCAGUAUGCUUGCCCUUUUUUCAGGUUGCAGUUUUAAUACAUAUAUAAAAGCUCUUUAAUGAAACGAGUAAAUUGUGGAAACGACCAGUCACUUGCUUGGGUACUGCAGUACUUAGGCAUUUGCUUAGCUGUAUUGAAUGGAGGAUCCUAUGGCAGUCUUAACAACAGCCUGCAGCAUAUUUUCUGCAACUGCUCCAGUGCACUACUGUAUUACACUCUGAUCUUCAGAAUGCUUUAGUUCUAGUGCAUGCGUUGAUCAUGUUCAUCAUGAAUCUACAUCAAGGUCUGGCAGAACAAACAGCUCGCCAUCCUCGCCUGAAAAACAAGAGGUUACGAUCUUGUGAUGAAUCAAUUACAUAAUUAUGAAUCACAUAAUGAGGUUAUAUGGCUAGUUAUACUGUGUACGCAGUGCUCAUUCUGCUACAUGCUGACACAAACAAUAGGCCAUGUGUCUGUUUUAAUAACACGGUUAACUGUGCAAAAAUCAUAAGAAAUCAAAUGCAAUAGCAAAAUUAGACUUAAUAGCAAGAAACAAAGAAUUAGAACAUUAUACUCAGUGUCUUUAUCAACUCCUUGGCAAGUUAUGAAUGGAAAAGAGGAUGAGUAUGAUACAGCAGGGACACUUCAUAGGCUUCCAAUGUGGGAUCAUUUUGCUAUUUGUACUCAGCAGUGAAACAAGCAAAUGGGAAAAUGCCACUAGAUCAGCAGGAAAUCACCCUGGCUGUUCUGAACUUAUAGAAUUCAGUAGAAUAUAAUUGACUGUACUAGGUUGUAGGUUCCAGCCCAUCCAGUUUUUUUCUGAUUUGAUUGUUGUUGUUGUUUUUUAGAAUCUACACAUUAAUCCAUUUUGUGGCCUACAUUGACACUGAAAUUAAAACUGUCAAUAGGAAAUAAUCAGUUGAAUCUAGUCAUGAUAAAACGGUUCUUGAAUCUUCACAAACUAAUGAUCAGUCUGGCACACCACUGGAAAUGGAUUCAUGCAACUAGAACCCAUCUGCUAAAGGAGAGAUGAUUAAAGUGCAACUUUAAUCUAAGCUCUCAAAAGAGAAACCAUGCUUACCUCAGCUGAAGGACAACCUUUUUAUCAUGUCUAGCUGUUAAAUGCAUUACUAUACAUAAAACUACAAGAAAGAAAGUUACAGAUGCACCUACAAGAUACUAGUAGACACUAGACUUGGGGUACACUAAAAAUCCAUUGUAUAGCAUCUCUGGUUGGUCAACCUGUUGGCUGUACAGCCAGAUGACAUCUCAUCUGUCCAAUAAAAGCAGCGGACUCUAGCUCUUUUACGCAAUGUGUCCAUCAAAUACUAUAGUGUAUAUGUUAAGGUAGCACCAGUAGAGGCUAUUUAUUAGGAGACUACUGAAUUGAUUGAUAUUAAUAACUUUUCACUAUUUAUUGAUUGAUUCAUGAUUUCAUUAAUCUAUCUCAUUAUCAAAUGGCUCACUGAUAAUAAAUAAACACAUCUUCUUGGUAAUGCUUUAUUUAUUUAUUUUUUUGCUUUGUGCUCUUAGAGAUGGAAAUCCACAUUAAUUCUUUCCUACAUCAAGCCAAAUUCAAAUAUAUGGAGGAAAGCAAAGCACAGGCUUCGCAAUACAUAUUACAGAAAAUAAUCAGUUAACAGCAGAAAUCGUUAAGUUUCAGACAUUAUUAAAUGUAUUCAUGCAUAUGUAUACCUCUGUGUUGGAUAUAUCAUAAUCAGUUAAACAAGUGACUAUUGGUUUAAAAUUGCACAUGACCAUUUCCUGAAGGGCAAAAGGGAAGCUCUUAUUGUGAAGUAACCGGAAAUGUGUGGGGAUUUUGAGGGGUGUGAAUGGUGUGGUGGAAAAAAAUGGCGGUCGCUAAUAAAGUUGUGAUCGAUUAA
Messenger RNA from Ictalurus punctatus (channel catfish), 6475 nucleotides. RefSeq names its product chitin synthase chs-1. The record is from RefSeq and is a predicted model, not a curated record. Bases 36 to 3614 code for a protein of 1192 amino acids. Gene Ontology annotation, cellular component: cell periphery; cell septum. The transcript has 18 exons. Gene Ontology annotation, molecular function: chitin synthase activity. Lineage: Eukaryota; Metazoa; Chordata; Actinopteri; Siluriformes; Ictaluridae.